This is a messenger RNA of Porites lobata, 3674 nucleotides long. NCBI's taxonomy places the organism in Eukaryota, Metazoa, Cnidaria, Anthozoa, Scleractinia, Poritidae. The record is from the annotation of a GenBank genome assembly.
GCGCGAAGUUGUGGAGACGAGAUCAAAGUGGUCGAUCAAAGUGUACUGUGCUACAAUCUGACCGACAAACAAAGUUUUCUUCUCUUGCAUUGGGUAAAAUAUCUCAGGAAUCGUAUGUCAGUGCAAAGUAGAUCUGAUCUGAGGCAUAUUAUGUCUCUGGGGAGCGCGUGAAUAUUGUUGAUUCGUUUUGUGUCAAUGGAUGGAAAAUUGUGAUCGCACCUGCUAUGUUGGAACAAUGACCAAAGUGUGGCUGAGGUAUUUCAUUUCUAUGGCUUCUAUCCUGUUAUUAAUUUUAAUGAAUCUAAAAUCUAAAAAGCGAAUAAAAGGGAGUUUUAUGUUGUGAGUCUCGCACCUCAGCGCCUGUUUGUAAAACUCGGUUAAGCGGUGAGGGAUCCGUAGACCGCUCUGCAGAUCUCGUUGAACGUGCUUUGCGGUGGAAAUGGGGGUUCUGUUUUACAGUUUGACCAAUUGCUGGUUUAUUACUUUGUUUAUUACAUUAAGCAAAGUAUCAUUCGUCGGUAAGUUGAAUUGCUUUCCUUUAGUUUGACCGCGGCCCGUGUAAACGAUGUCGCGUCGAUUUCCGAGCGCUCAAGUUCUUCGUUUAGUACUUGAAUGCAACCGUAGCUGAUAAAACUAAUUCCGUUAUUUAAGCUUAUCUAUAGUUUGACAGUGUGAAAAGUAAUGAAAAUGAAACAAUUGUCGUUUUUCUUUGGGUUAAUAAUGUAGAAAGCUUAUCGAUUUAUUCAAGCUCAUUAAAAGAUUGUUUAUUAAGAAGCUGCCAUAAGAAAUACUCAAAUGUAGUUGUGUUACUUCUUGCAGAGAGUGUGUCCAUCACUUUAGAACCCGACAACCCUACUCAAGUCCUGGUCAAGAGCGAAGUGGUUCUACGAUGGAACUAUACCCUCGGUGGAGAUCGAUUCAGGGAGGUUGAAUUCCGAAGGACCAGGACCGGAGCCGAUGAAAAGAUCGGACUGAUAGAUAGAGAGGUGUUUUUGUACUUAGCAUUCCGAUCGGGGCGAUUUGAAGUUCAGGCGCCGGCAACCUUGGUAAUUCGCAAUGUCACGGCGGACGAUGCAACUGAUUAUAUACUCACAGUUGAAGCUAAAACAUCUUCUGAUAUAGUAACCGCAGAAAGUUCAAUAACCCUCGAUGUUCUCCGUGAGUUUCCUUUUGUUUUUUUAAUGCUUGUUUAAAGCGCAACCAGUAAAUCCUUGAUUUGUCUUAUGUGUGCUGUCCUUCUGUUAAAGUAUCUAAAAUAUUGGGAAGUUGUGCGAAAUUUAGGAGGUUGCAUGGUGAGAAGAAAAUGUCUACAUAUCAAAAAUAUCUUUAUACAUGUAUGCGACAAACUUAGUCCUGUUUCAAAUGUUGUACUACUGCUGUGCUGAACUCAAUUGAUAGAAUUAAUUCUACUUUGGCACGGUAGUGGUGCAACAUUUUAAUAUAAAUCAUUUUGUUCAGCAACUUGAAUUUAGUUCACAGCAAUUAAAUUUGACCGGGUCUGCCAUGCUACACAGCAGUAACACCACUUGUUUUCAAACGUCGUGCUAUUGCUUUGCUGAACUCAAUUCAUAAAUUAUGAAAAUGUGUAUGUUUAAUUGUUUUGACUCUACUGCGCUUGACUGCGACGUUUUUCUUUAUUUUGAAUUUGACGCGACUGAAUUGAAUUCAACGUUUAAAACCAAUCCCUUGCCAUUGCCGUGCAACUUCCUGAUCAAAUUCAUUUGAGUUUGACACCGCAGUAGCGCAACAUUUGAAACAGGCCUUACAUGCAAUUUUUCUGAAGAUUUCAUGAUCAAAUGGAAUUCCUACUGUCAUUAGAUUUGCAACAACAUUUAAUACUCUGCUCAGUAGCCUUGAAUUAGCAUUUUACACGCAAAUUUGUUUAUAUAUUACUUUUAAGAAACCUGACAAUCAUUUAUCUUAGUCUCAGACUAAAACUAACUUUCACGUAUUCUUGUGGUGAAAACAGUGAAGGAAUUCUUGACCUUUUACUGGCGCUUUAAGUUUGCAGAUGGAAAUAGGAAGUGUAUGCAGUGAUGUUGUCUCCCAGGACUGACUAUAGUUUUGUUAUGAUUUCACUUUAAGCUGCAGAAGACACAUAAUGCCAACAACAUCCACUUACCUGGCAGUUUCUAUUAUGACUGCAAUAUCUUUCCUUACAAAACAAUGUGUUUUUUCACCAAACAAUGAAACUGUUAGUCCAAUAUCUGGUCAUUUCUGUGGAUACCAUGUAGCUCAGAAGUGGGCAGUGACCUAAAAAAUGCUUCAGUUCUCUUCCCAAACAAAGAUUUAGAAAUGCUUUUGUGAAAGGCUUUGAUCAAUUUCGCAGAAGAAUGUUUUGAAGAGGAAAGCCUUUUUUUGGUCUUGCCCCCCAAACCUGCCUGGGACACAACACUAUGUGAGUCUGGUAUAAGGUAAUUGCCAAUGACCAAGCCGAGCGAAGACGGUUGGCUUGCGAGGUGGCCAGCUUAAUGCCACGCAAAGUAUUGUGGCAGGCAGAAAAAUUCUUGAUCGUGCUGUAAGGUGUAGAUUCCCUGGGGAUUUUAGUGGCGUUAGAUUUCAGUUGUAGUUUCACGUGACUUUUGAUGACCUUUGUUGUAAACAAACGAACCUUCAAAGUUCGGACAAUGUCCCGGAACCCAACGCCUGCCAUGGUCUACACUAUGGAAAUGUAGUCACAUCUACAUGUACAUUUUACAUGUAGUGGAUGGGACCUUCCUAGGAUCAUUUUGUUCACACCCACUCAUAAUUUCAUGACUGAAACCCUGGUUGUGAUGGUUUGAGUUUUAAUCUUUGGAAAAAAUUUGCUUAACCAGGGGUCGACAGGAGCUUUUCAAGUUGGUUGCCCUUCAGGGAACAAAGCCUCACAAUUUAGUCGUCAGAGGAAGACUAUUACCGGUAGUUGCCCAAAACGUUCGGUACAAACAAAUUAAAUAAUGAUAUAACUGCAAAACAGUGGAGGCAUGUGUGGCCAAGCGGUUAAGACAGAAUCUGUCAGGAAAUUGAGUAAUUUCAAUUUUCAGUGGACAAAAACCUUAUACCAGAAUAAUUUAAAGCAUAUUGCACUCUUUUUUACAUUUUUCGAGGGAUAAAGAUGUAGUUAGUCAUCAGUAAUAACACCAAAAAAAAUUUCUUAUGGGAGCCCAAGAAAAUAAAUGUCAAAUUUUACAAUAUGACAUCUUACACAUGAAAUGUUCAGAAUUUUACCUGUGUUUUCACAAUUCUUGUGAAAUUUUGAAAUUUAUUUUCUCGGACAGAAAUUUCAGUUGCCCGAUCUGGCAACUAGGAUCCUGAACUUGGUUGCCCUGAGGAAAUUUUUUGUUGCCUUGGGCAAGCAGGCAGCCGUAAAUGCCUAGCCCUGUUAAACUCAACACAAUUUGUAAAAUUUGAUUUAAUUUUUUAUUAUAGUUCCAGUGAAUUUCACCUCUGUGCCAAGUAACAAGACGGCAAAUGAAACAGACGCAGUAACUUUCCUCUGUAGUGCUUCUGGAAACCCAGUGCCAACAAUCACAUGGCUGAAAGAUGGACAAACAGUGGGCAAUCAAACCACUUUAACAUUUACUGUAUUCAGAAACCACUCAGGGAACUAUUCAUGCUUUGCAGAUAAUGGCUUGAAUAUAACUGUUACUGCCAGUGCUUACCUUGAUGUCCAGUGUAUGUAUGAUUUUUUUUAG